UCUUUCGGUGAGGAGGCAAUAAUAUAGACAAACUUUGUGACGGAAAGUUCCCGUGGACACUCAUGUUCUUCCUAACUAGCUGCCUGUGUCUUGGAACUUUACACAAGGCCAGCAAAAGUGGAUCCCCCCCUCCCCAUUCUUUGGACACUGUAAAGAUGAUUAUGACACCACUGGAAAAACAACUGGCCGCCUUCAAUAACAGAAGGGGUUGAGGACUGGAUGAAGCAUUCAGGCUUUGAGCAGGUGGUUUUUCAGUUUAAUUUACGAAUGGUUAAAUGUAUGGAUAUCUGGGCUGCCUUUGUUGCAUUCUUUGUGUAAGCAUUCCUAAGAAUAGUAUAUCUUGCUCUAUAUAAAAAUAUAGGAGUAUGUGGCAUCAGUGUAUUCACUAAGCCACUUUUUGCAUUUUACUUCUCUAUUUUUGUUUGGUUUUGAUUUUUGAAAGUCAUUAUAACAAACAGAAAAAUUAAAAGAUUUUCCCAGGUUACCCAGUGGGGAUUCAGACCAGGAUUUUCACCUCCUAUAAUCAGACACACCACACACCAAACCACUCUGGCUCUCUGGUACCAGAUUGCCCUGCUAACUCCCAGCCUUUCCACUAGAGGGCGACAUCUUGCACUGCUUCCUCGCAAGAUGGAGAAUCUUGCUGACAACUUCUCCUGCUAUGACCCGUCCAUUGUGGGCUACCGCUACGUGUCUGUGAGUUGGGGCAUCGUGGUGACGAUUGCCGGCACAAUUGGCAAUGUGCUGACCCUGGUGGCUUAUGCAACAGACAUCAAGCUGCAGACACGUGUCAACCUGCUGAUUGUCAACCUGACCCUGGCGGACGUGCUAUACUGCACCUUCCUACAGCCCUUCUCCGUGGAUUCCUAUCUGCAUCUUCACUGGCGGACGGGCGCCGAUUUUUGUCGGGUCUUCGGGAUGCUGCUUUUCGUCUCCAACUCCGUCUCUAUCUUGACUCUCUGCCUCAUUGCCAUCAGCCGCUACCUGCUGAUCGCCAACACGGCCCUCUUUGACCGCAUCUUCUCUCGCCUUGGGGUGAUACUCAUCACCCUGUCCACCUGGGUUGUUGGCGUGGCCAGUUUCGCGCCACUGUGGCCUGUCUACGUCUUGGUGCCCAAAGUCUGCACCUGCAGCUUCCACCGCAUCCGUGGCCGGCCCUACACCACCAUCCUCAUGGCCUUCUACUUUGUGGUGGGUCUCAGCUGCGUCGGGAUCUUUUACUUCCUCAUCCACCGCAAAGUCAAGAGCACUGCCCGCAACAUGGACCAAUACCGGCUGAAGAAGGCCAGCCUGAAGGGCACCCACGUGGCUGGGACCAACUUGGCUGUGCCAGGACACUACCACGAGCUGGACAGUGGGGUGGACAGUGCAGGGCCUUCCCAGCAUUCCUGUGAGGGACUCUCCUCUGAGUCAACAUCCAAGACCACUGUCCCCUCAGCUUCUUCUGAGAAUGGGGGGUCUCCUCAUGUGCCUCAAGCUGUGGCUCCGCCUAAGAAAGCCAGCCCAUACCAGUCCAAGGAUACCCACUCUGAAUUUCGCAGGGUGACCCGCAUGUGCUUUGUGGUCUUCCUCUUCUUCGUCAUCUGCUAUAUCCCUUUCCUGCUGGUCAACAUCUUCGAUGCCAAAAACCGGGCUCCCACUGUGGUGCACAUGAUCGCAGCCAACCUCACAUGGCUGAACAGCUGCAUCAACCCGGUGCUUUAUGCCGCCAUGAACCGGCAGUUCCGCGAGGCCUACAAAGGUGUGAUCUACAGCUUUGCAAAGAAAUACCACUGGUGCCCCUGAUUCCAGGGGAUUUCCAGUCUCCAUACAAGUAUUCACCUCUGACCCCCAGUUUGUCCUUCUGGCCAAGAUGCCACCACAGAGUUGCCUGGAUUUUCACACUGGUAAAGAUACAUGAAGACCUUAACUAGGCCUUUCAUGAGACUGGUGUUCUUUCCAUGCUGUGCUUGUUACCAUAUUCCAAAUUCUGCUGAGACCUGUGUGGACAAUGCAGCAAUCAGCUUGGACUGCUUGACUUGGCUUGGACUUAAUGAAGCUGCAGAAGCUUCCUUUUGUAGCCAGUGACGGAGGGGGCAUUUGGCCUUUGCAAGGUCCAGACAUGACAGCAAAUGGUGCUCCUUCACAAAGCUUCUUGCUAGGCAUGGACAUAAAGAUGCUUCCAGCUCUGCUCUUCGACUCUGACACACAAUAUAUUGUGCUCAGUUUUGUGAAUGCAUAUUUAUCACUUUGGUCUAGCAGUCUCCUGACUAAAUCAUGUACCUCUUGUCACUUUGACAUUUUGACAUUUGCAUAUUGCACAAUAAAAAUGCUCCUGAGCUGCCCAGAUAGCUUCAGCUAUAGGGUGGUAUAGAAAUAGAAUAUAAAUAAAUAGGCACCUUGUAACCUCCUUGACUGCAGGUGG
Molecule: messenger RNA, 2404 nt
Organism: Varanus komodoensis (Komodo dragon)
Lineage: Eukaryota; Metazoa; Chordata; Lepidosauria; Squamata; Varanidae
Gene: GPR84
Product: G protein-coupled receptor 84
Exons: 2
Coding region: 631-1785 (384 amino acids)
Biological process (GO): neuropeptide signaling pathway
Cellular component (GO): membrane
Molecular function (GO): urotensin II receptor activity
Source: RefSeq, a predicted model, not a curated record